Molecule: messenger RNA, 121 nt
Organism: Racocetra persica
Lineage: Eukaryota; Fungi; Glomeromycota; Glomeromycetes; Diversisporales; Gigasporaceae
Source: the annotation of a GenBank genome assembly
GCAAAUAAAAAUAGUCGUGGUGGUAAACUUAAACAACAAGAGAGUCUUUCUAAUCCACCAGAGUUUACACCUUUGCAACAUGAACUUCCUUUUUAUGAAGGAGGAUAUCCAAUCCUUCCUG